Spodoptera frugiperda (fall armyworm) is the source of this 1149-nucleotide messenger RNA. It is a transcript of the gene Trmt61, whose product is annotated as tRNA (adenine(58)-N(1))-methyltransferase catalytic subunit TRMT61A. The transcript is spliced from 7 exons. Bases 79 to 1083 code for a protein of 334 amino acids. Gene Ontology annotation, cellular component: nucleus; tRNA (m1A) methyltransferase complex. NCBI's taxonomy places the organism in Eukaryota, Metazoa, Arthropoda, Insecta, Lepidoptera, Noctuidae. The record is from RefSeq and is a predicted model, not a curated record. Gene Ontology annotation, biological process: tRNA methylation.
UCAAAACUCCAGACACCCUCGUGGUUUGUUUACAAACUUUAGCGAGUUUAGGAAUUGAAAAGAAGUAGCGAAAAUAAGAUGAGUUUCAGAAACUAUAAGGAUAAAAUUGAGGAAGGAGAUACAGCGAUACUGUAUCUGAGUAACAACCUAUAUGCCAUAGAUGUACGGCCUGAAAUGAAAAAUAAAAAAGGUGAAAUAGUGGAAAAUGUGUACCAAACUCCUUUCGGUGCUUUAAAAGUAAGAACUCUUAUUGGAGCCAACUAUGGAAGCCGGGUUGAGCUGUCAAAAGGUUGGGGUCAUGUUAUACAGCCUACUCCGGAGCUGUGGUCAUUGACCCUGCCUCAUCGCACACAGAUAAUAUACACUCCGGAUAUAAGCAUGAUUCUGUUACAACUUGAUUUGGUUCCUGGAUCCAUAGUUAUUGAAGCUGGUACUGGAAGUGGUUCCCUGACCCAUGCUCUGAUUAGAAGAGUGAGACCACAUGGCCACGUCUAUACAUUUGACUUCCAUGAACAUAGGAGUAAGGUUGCUCAAGAGGAAUUCCAAGAACAUGGUAUUGCGGAUUUUGUUACUGCGAAGCACCGAGAUGUACUAGCGGAUGGGUUUGGUGAGGAGCUGAAUGGUAAAGCUGAUGCAGUGUUCCUCGACUUGCCGAGCCCUUGGAUUGGAGUCCCUCAUGUUCUCAACGCCAUCAAGAAUCAAGGUGGAAGAUUCUGCUCAUUCUCUCCAUGCAUCGAGCAAGUCCAGCGAACAUGUUUGGCGCUACAAGACCAUGGCUUCCAAGAGAUAUCCACCAUGGAAGUGCUGCAGACGGAGAUCAAAAUCACCAGGAGAACUAUUCCAGUCAGAGAUUUGUCGUUCUUGAAACAAAAGAGCUCAGUAUCUCCAGUGGAAGAGAAGCCCAGCAGUGACACUAACUACGUGGUGGGCACUUGGCCGCAGUCCACGCCGGGCCACACUGGGUACCUCACCGUCGCCACGCUGCCGCCCCCAUAUGCACGCAGUAAGCCGAAGAAAACAACAAAAGUAGAAAACGAUGAGAAAAGCACUGAAAAUGGCGAUAAAAUGGCUGUUGAUGAAUGAUGUUUACGUAAUUACCUAUUAUUGUCAUAUUGUUAGCUAUUAAUAAAUGAAUAACGUAACUGUUGG